AUGGAAGAAGAAUGUCAAGGAUGCUCACUGAACUAUAUAGACUUAAACCAUGUCAUGGGUGACGAGGAUCUACUUCGGGCAUUCCUUUUGAAUCAUCGUGUGGUGAAGAAAUUUAUCAAGUGUCCAACCUGUAAUACUGUGAUUUAUCCCAAUCACGCAAGACGUUUUGUAUGUAACAAAGUGGUGUACCAGGGACGCAAACCCAACAUGAAGAAGACGAGGUGUAGGUUGAAUGUGAGUGCACUGGAGGGCACUCUUUUUGAACAAAGUAAUUUUUCUUUCCAGCAGAUACUGACACUAAUUUAUUGGUUCCUCAUCCCAGGAAUAUCACUGGAGCAAGUGGUAUUUGAAGUCGGUCUUACUCAGAAGGUUGUGAUUGACUGUUUUAAUGUUUUCCGAGUGGUCACUUGCACUUACUGUGAAACUAAGUGCAACAAUCUUGGUGGACCAGGAACCAUUGUUGAGAUUGAUGAGAUAAUGUUUGGAAGUAGGAAAGACAGCCUUGGGCAUGCGAUUGAGGGAUACUGGGUGCUUGGAGGCAUCCAACGUGGCACGAGGAGAGUAUUUUUGGUAAUUGUCAAGGAUCGUACCGAACAGACGUUGUUGGCAGCCAUCAAGCGGUGUGUAUUGCCCGGUACUGUCAUCAUUACCGAUGACUGGAAAGGUUAUAAAAAUCUGCAGAAUGAAGGAUAUGAGCACAGAACAGCGAUACAUUCUAAUAAAUUUGCAGAAUCUGAGACAGAGUCGACCAUGCAAAACAUACAACGUCUGUGGCGUGAUGUGAAGGAGGAAUUGCCCAGUUAUGGAUGGUGCUGGGAACAACUAAGGGGACAUCUGGCAACCAUUGUAUUCAGGAAGACUUUUCCUACACCUGAGGAACGUUUGCAUGCCUUUCUUGUUGCCAGUGCAGUUAUGUUUCCUACUCAGUGA
This is a messenger RNA of Homarus americanus (American lobster), 930 nucleotides long. RefSeq lists its product as uncharacterized. NCBI's taxonomy places the organism in Eukaryota, Metazoa, Arthropoda, Malacostraca, Decapoda, Nephropidae. The record is from RefSeq and is a predicted model, not a curated record. The transcript has a single exon. The coding region runs from base 1 to 930 and encodes 309 amino acids.